GGUUAUGGUACGUACCCUUUCCCAUUUCGUGAAGCGCCAUCUAUCAAUUGACCGUUAACUUCCUCCCUCCAUUCCAAAACGCAAACAACAACCACAUUCAGGUGUCAAUCAGAAAGCAUGGAUCUUGUGGAAGUGAUGUCUAAUCUCCAUGCCUUGAGACAAUUAUAUGAACUCCUUCAGAACAUCGAAGAUGAUCUGCAACAUAUAAAUUCAAAGAAUGUACACCAAACUUUGGAUCUGAAAGCGCGAAAACUCUUCAGACACCUCUUGGAUGAUGCUACUGAGAAAAUGUUCCAUACUCAAUCAAAGACCAUAGAAGCAGAGUCAGUUGUCCAGACGACACCCAGCUCUUCUAAACUAGAGCAACCAAAGCCAAUGCCUAAGUUGCAAUCUCCUCUUUCACCAGAUGCAGUCAAUUCUUCUCUAAAUGUUGUCCUGAGCAAUGAAAAGGAUUCUAAAAGCAGUGUAAUCACUUCAAAAAAGGAUGAGCAGUAUCCAGUGAAGCGUCAGAGUGCAAUUUUCGGGUCUAAAGUAAGCACCUCAUCAGACGUACCUCAAUACAAAAAGAAACGGUGCCGCGCCUGCAUAGCAAAAGAAAUGAAGAAACAGUACUCAACCAAGGAGGCAACGAUGUCCAAUGAGAGAGCCGAGGUACCAGGCAAAAACAGUGGGGAUCAAGAUCAGCAACGUGACUGGGGCAGUGGCAGUGUCAGUUGUGUUGAUGACCAAGCUAAAAGAUUACAAGAAUCCAAUAGCAAGACCAUAGAGAGAGAGAACUCUAUUGGUGAGACUCUUCCUUCAUCAGUCUCUUUAACAACCGGAGCCGGCAAGCAAGAAGUUGGGUAUAUCCCAAUUGGUCAAAUGAAGAAAAAGUUAGAUGAGGGUAAUGAUUUCGCUAAAGUGGUAACAAAUGCAAUCAGAGAAAUUGAGUUCUGCAUUUUGGCUUUGCAGUUGAGUUCUGAUUUAGCACAUUCUGCUAUCGAUAAUGAUGUUGAUGAACAUGUUCCCUUCAAGCUUGGCAUUUCAGUUAGUCCUGUAGAACACAGAAAAGAAGAGGAGGCCGUUACCAGACAAGAGCUGAGUCAUACUCAUAUGGGAGAGUCUUUAUUGGGGGGAGCUGGUACAAGUCAGCUGUCUCAAAAGCAUGGGAAGUUUGCUGAAUCUGUUUCUAGGGGACAAGGCUCCCCACUGGAAAACUAUAUGAACAGAUAUGAAUCUAUGAGUCGAUCAGCAAGUCAGAACAAUAAUAAGAUGGCGAGUUAUAUUAACGGGCUAAGAGUCUCACCGAUUCCAAAUGAGGUAAAUAUGAAGCCUCCUCUGCAGUUGAAGACCCUUGCUACCCCUGUUCAAAAAUCCGAGACCAGUCUAGUUCUAAAUCGAAUAGCUAAAAACGGGACUUCGAGAUAUAAUUCGUCCACGGUAUCUUCAGUUGGAGGUGGGCUUGGUAGAAAGUCGAGUCAGAGGACAAGAAUCAAGAAUGAAAAGAGAUAUGAUCAAACAAUGAUGAAGCCAGUAUUUUUAGAUCUACAUUCAGUUGCAUCCAGUGCCAAUGCCAUGCACAGCACACGAUAGUAUACAACCAAACAGUAAGCAAACCAUUAGGCAUAUCUGCUCUCAUAAAACUUUUCUCGAUUAGAGUUAUGCAGCCCACAU
Messenger RNA from Rosa chinensis, 1653 nucleotides. RefSeq lists its product as uncharacterized. Bases 118 to 1572 code for a protein of 484 amino acids. The transcript is spliced from 5 exons. The record is from RefSeq and is a predicted model, not a curated record. Lineage: Eukaryota; Viridiplantae; Streptophyta; Magnoliopsida; Rosales; Rosaceae.